Drosophila ficusphila is the source of this 1890-nucleotide messenger RNA. It is a transcript of the gene beag, whose product is annotated as protein Red. Gene Ontology annotation, cellular component: nucleus. Bases 101 to 1774 code for a protein of 557 amino acids. Gene Ontology annotation, biological process: mRNA splicing, via spliceosome. The record is from RefSeq and is a predicted model, not a curated record. Lineage: Eukaryota; Metazoa; Arthropoda; Insecta; Diptera; Drosophilidae. The transcript is spliced from 2 exons.
UACAGAAAAACUAACCUUGGUAGCCCUGGCAAAAACCAAGAAGAAGCACAGUUUGUAAAUAUAGAUUUUCACGAACAAUUUUUUUGGAAACAGACUCACCAUGUCGGAUGCCCACUUGGAAGCACCUCCCUCGGUGCGUCUGACAAACGAUGACUUCCGCAAACUCCUGGCCACACCCCGUGCUCCACCUCCUGGCUCUGCAACUAGUAGCGCUUCCGGCGGAUCCUUGGCCACUGCUACUUUUGCCACGCCCUCCUCUGCCCCUGGAGCUGCAGGAUCCAGUGGCGAGAAGAAAAAGGGCCAGAGCAGCAGCGAACGAAACGAUCUUCGGCGCAAAAAGAAGAACUUCUAUGCCGCAUUGAAAAAGCAAGAGGAUGUGAAGCUGCAGGAGCUGUCCGAAAAGUACAGGGAUCGUGCCCGUGAGCGUCGUGAUGGCGCCAAUCCAGAUUACGUGAACGUGAGCACGCCGGGACAUGGAAGCAGCACCAAUGCUUACCGAGCCGUCGCUCCAGAUAUGAAAUCUGGAAUCGAUGCCCAGGAGCGAAGAAGACGCAUCAUUCAGGAGUCCAAGUUCUUGGGUGGUGACAUUCAGCACACCCAUUUGGUGAAGGGUUUGGAUUAUGCACUGCUGCAGAAAGUGCGCUCCGAGCUGCACUCCAAGGAAGCUGAAGAGGAGGAGAUUGCUGCCGCAGUGGCCAGGGAGAAGCUAGCCGAAGCAGCUGCUGCCGCCGAGCAAUUGGAAGCGGAGCGUCGCGAAUCUGAGGACAUCAAUGCCAUAAACGGCGCAUUGGCCCGCAACAUUUACAACCUGGUCCAAGCUCGGCGAUCGAAGGAAGUCCCUCGCAAUGAGCUUUUUGCUCCAGGGCGGAUGGCCUAUGUCAUCGACCUGGAUGAUGAGCUGGGUGAAUCGGAUAUCCCAACAACGCUGAAGCGGUCCAAGUUCGAGGUGCCGGUGGCACCGGAGGAUGUGGCUACGUUGACCACAAAUGACAUAGUGAUCAACAAGCUUUCGCAAAUCCUCAGCUAUCUGCGUGCCGGUGGGCGCAACAAGAAGAACAAGAAGCGCGACAAGGACAAGCCGCUCUUCUACGAAAAGGAGGUGGAGAACCUGCGAGGAUCGUCCAGCGGUGGUGGCAGCAGUCGCCAUGCCACAUCAUCAUCCUCCUCAAACAAAGAGGGCAAGGCCGCUCCAAUGGGCGACAAUAUUUACGAUGAUAUUGGAGAGUACAAGCCGUCCGCCUCGCGAGGGGAUCGCAACCGUCAAGAGUCCGGGAAACCUGCUAAUUCCUAUUUUGGCGAUGCUCCACCAGAGGCGGCGGAAGAGUCGCUUAUCUCCAGUAUUCCUCCACCACCCAAGAUAUCGAAGGCCAUGGCGUCACGCUUUGCCGAACCCGAGGGAUAUGCCGAGUGUUAUCCAGGUCUGGAGGAGAUGAACGACGCUAUCGACGACUCGGACGAUGAGGUGGACUACACCAAGAUGGAUCUGGGCAAUAAGAAGGGACCUAUUGGGCGCUGGGACUUCGACACACAGGAAGAGUACUCUGACUACAUGAGUACGAAGGAGGCGCUGCCCAAGGCGGCGUUCCAAUACGGCGUCAAAAUGCAGGACGGUCGGAAGACGCGCAAGAACAAAACCGAGAAGAACGAGAAGGCCGAGCUCGACAGAGAGUGGCAGAAGAUCCAGACAAUUAUUCAAAAGAGAAAGCUCCCCAAGGAUGGAGGAGGCGGCGGUGGUGGAGGCGAUGAACCCGACUACAAGUCCGCAAAGUACUAGGAAUUCUUGAAACAUUAUUCUAUAUUUGUAAUGUAGUUCUGUAAAACAUUAAAUAUAAGUAUGCGCGUACUUGUAUGAUUCUUACAUACUCUCAAAUAUAUAUUUUAGCAAUGUUA